UACGGCUGGAGUUAGGGAUCAGAGGGCUGAGAGGUGACACCAAGCAACCAACCUGACCUCCCCAGCCUGACUGGUGCCUCUCCGCUACCUGCCCCGCACAGCCAUCCCCUCGCUCCCUUGCUGUGCCUUCUCAGCGAUGGGUUCCUGGGCAGAUACGCUCGCCCUGUACAUGAGAUUCGGAUGUAUAGUCACCCUCGGGUGGGCAGAGUUGAACACCGAAUGCUACACAGCAAAUGGGGCCGACUACCGAGGCUGCCAGAACCAAACCUCAGACCACGGAGGAAAGCCCUGCUUGUAUUGGAAUGAAACCUUCCAGCACCCCUACAACACCCUCAAGUACCCAAAUGGGGAAGGAGGCCUUGGGAAUCAUAACUAUUGCAGGAACCCAGACAAUGAUGUGAGGCCCUGGUGCUACAUUGCUGAGCACGAAGACAGCGUGUACUGGAAAUACUGCGACAUACCAACAUGUCACAUGCCGGGCUACCUAGGCUGCUUUAAGGACAAUGGUGACCCCCCGCCACUAUCAGGCAGCAGUGAGACAUCCAACAAGCUGACCAUCCAGACCUGUAUUAAGUUUUGCAGGAGUAAGAGGUUUAAGCUUGCUGGCAUGGAGUCCGGCUAUGCAUGUUUCUGUGGGAAUGAUGCUGAUUACUGGAGACACGGAGAAGCAAACAGCACCGAAUGUAACCAUGUAUGCUUUGGUGAUCACACUCAGCCCUGCGGAGGGGACGGCAGGAUAAACAUCUUUGAUGCAAUGAUUGGGGCCUGUGGCGGGAAUUACUCCAUGGAUGCUGGCAUCAUUUACUCCCCUGAUUUCCCUGACAACUAUGCCAGUAGCAGAGUGUGUUACUGGACCAUUCAAGUGCCGGGUGCUUCCCUCAUCCGAUUUGACUUUGCCUUGUUUGACAUCAGGGACUCGAGUGACAUGGUGGAGUUUCUGGACGGCCACAGCCACCAUGUUCUUGCCAGGUUCGAUGGGAGGAACCGGCCAAACGACAGCCUGAAUGUGUCGGCCAGCUUUGUGAUCUUGUACUUUUACUCCGACCGGGUGAACCAAGCUGAAGGAUUUGCUGUCUUGUACAAAGCCAUUAAAGACGAACCUCAGUCCCAGCCUCCGGUAAGCAAGAAUGAUCUAAAUACAUCUGACAUGUUGAUGGAGAAAGUCAGUCCUGGGACCAACGCAGCGCGGUCAUCAAAGAUUCUCUACUUCAUUACAGCAAGUCCCAACCAGCCGAACCAGAACAUGCCAGUGUGGACCAUCUAUGCCUUGGCGGCCCUGCUGACACUGACGGUGAUAGCAAUGGUCUCAAAGAUUCUUCUCCAUCUAACAAUAAAAUCUCGUAGAAUUCCUGCACAGAACAGUUCGGAAAACUGCAGCCAGCCAUCCCCAUCUGAACCCUGGGUCAUCACGUACAAACCUUCAACCAUACUGUUCUUUAAGAAAAAGCUGAAGGAUCAACAUGGAGAUCGAAGUCCACUUGUGGGUGACUAACCCACUGCAAUGACAGAGACCACCACUAGUCCUCGCCAUGAAAGCUCCUUUAACUUAUCUUUCAGUUGCAACAUCUGGCACUUUGAUACCUCAUUGUGAAGAUGACUUUAAGCUCACUGAAUUAAGCACUUCACAGCCGAUGCAGGCAUUAUUGCAUGUCCUUUCGAAACACCAUCAGACCAGUUGACUAGCAUCUCCAAAGCAAGUGUCCAAUAAAAAUCCAAGAUCUUGGAAAUGUUGGUACAAGGUGUUUCUACAGUUCAUAGAUAUUUGCUUGAAGAUCUACUGGGCUCUAAUAAUGGCCAGUUAGCUCAUCUGGCUCUCAGAAUCUUAGAUACUGAUUCAGGUUGGUGUCAAAUCAAUUCUUCGAGCAAGAACACUUUUGCAGAUGAUUCCUCUGUCAAAUCAAUGCCAGGACUAUACAGCUCUUCUAGUCCAUGCUUGUCUGCACUAGUUCGUUGAACUCUACGGGUUAUUUCUUGUCAACUGCAGAAGAUUAAAAUGUUUUCACAACAAACCUCCUCCUAAAUUCUUGAACAAUUAAGUUCUGGGAAAAGACUAUAUAAGUUUCCUGCAGGAAAUGGUUGCAAAAGCAGCAGAAAUGGGCUCACUUUAGCCUUUGAAGUCUUUGAUGUAUGACACGCAAGCAGAUUGCAGGACAUUGAAAGAAUCACAGGAAGAGUCCGGGAAUAUAUUCAACUCUAUACGUCUAUAACAGCAAUCCAUUGGGAAUAAAAACCCACGAAUGGACUUUGUGCAAAACGUAAUUCCACGCUUGCUACAGCUGGCAAUACUGGUCUGGCUGAGUAAGCUGGUAAUGGGUUAGUUAUGCUGGGGUUGUUUCCAUAUGGCCAAACUGAAACGAUAAUCAAGUCUCUCCUGCCUCUUUAGAAAAGCUUAAAUCCAAAAUAAGGAGUGUUUUGUGUGUGUGUGUGUGUGUGUGUGUGUGUGUGUGUGUGUGUGUGUGUGUGUAUGUGUGUGUAUACAUAAUUUUGUUUUAUUUAUUUACAUUUACUCCUCUCUUUAUUAACAUCUCACUGGUGGACACUUCACCUGGCACCCUUGUUCUUCUCCUAGUUCAUCACUGGCACUAAGGUGUUACAGGAUUCACAAGGAGAACUGUUAAUGACUGGGGUUGACUUUCCCUACAAGAAGAAAGCAUCUAACUCUUGUUCAACACUUGUUCCAUACUCUCCCUCAUAUCCCUGGGUAAUGAUGAAAAUUCUGCACGUUUAUCUCCAAGAAAAAGCACUUAAACCACCACCAAGACAAAGAAGGACUUCAAGCUGAUUUUUGUUGGUUGAAAUCAUCAGUAAGUCAGGCAGAGCAUCCACUGCUCAGGGAGGCAUUAAUACAUCAAGGUCCUGAAGACUAUCUGUACAAGAGUAUCAUUAAGUACAAAUGCAGGAAGAAAUUCUACACAGAAGUGAGAAGUUCAAACUUAAUUAAGCCCUUUCCAUAUGAUGUAAACUCUGUUUCCAGUGAAUUGUGCAGAGCCAUUAUAUGGUAGAGGGAGUGUUGACACUGGCCUGAAAUUGUGACUGGUGCCUCAUUAUCAUUGACGGAUGAGCUACUGUUGGAUGUGGAAGGAUAGGAACAUGGAGCUGGGGCCUGAGGCAGCAGGCAGUCACCGUACAGGAGAUGGCCCACACACAUUCUCAUCAACUUGCUCCAUAAAAGUUGCCACAACAUUUUCUUUAGAACACAUCUCUUUUGGAAGUAUAUUUAAGCAUACUUUAUAUGUAGGAUACUAAUUCCCCUAAUAUUGGGCUUUGGUGUGAAAAACGUAUGAUACAGAUUUGUUAAAAAAUUAUGGUUGCCACUGUAGCAUAGUGAUUCCUGCAGCACUAUUAUAGCUCGGGGCGUUCUCUGGAGUUCAGAGUUCAGAGUUCAAUUCUGGCACCCUCUGUAAGAAGUUCCUAUGUUCUUCCCAUGUGAGUGAGGGCCUCCGUCAGUCUGAGUUGAUCAUGGAUGUUGCGUUCUAGCUGUCUUGAUACGCGGGCUUGGGCAGUACAAUAUGGAGGGCAAGCCGUUCCCAUGCAGUAGGCCCCCCCCAUGCAUCUGAAGAACCCAAAGGAGCGGCAGAGACCGAUACAGUUUGGUACCAGUAGCGUCGCAGGAGUUGCGAUUGAGCCCGUCAAGAUUGAACUUGAUGUAGGACUGCCUUGGCGGCUCCAGCUCCGGCCUUUUCCCUCGGUGUUUACUCCCAAAGCCUUCACCAUGAGUGGGUAUAACUGCAAGGCAGCAGAGGUUGGAGAUCAGAGUUUUCUUUCUCCUAGGUGAGCUGUCAACCACAGCUGAUGAGCCCCAUCUGCCUGAAGUGACUAGUUUUAAGGCACCAGUAACCCAGCUUUGACCCUUCUCCUGUCAGUAGAAAUGACUCCACUGGGCUUAGUAGCUAAGCCACUGUAAAGGCCAGGAGCUGGACUUGUUUGUCAGAGGCUAUUUGUCCUUCCCAUAAGCGUGUGGGUUUCCUCCUGGUGCUCCAGUUUCCUCCCACAUUCUCAAGAUGUACCAGUUAGUAGGUUAAUUGGUCAUUAUAAAUUGUCCUAUCAUUAGGCUAGGGCUAAGUAGAUGGGUUGCUAAGUGGAUGCUUGUUGGGCUGGAAAGGCUCUAAGUAAGUAAAUUAUUAAAAUAGAAUAGGUACAAGGAAAUACCUUCUUCAGCAUGUUCCAUCAUGCACCGAGAUCGUGAUUGAUCCUCAAACUUAGCAUGAUAUUAACCAAAUCCCUAUAAUCAUUAAAGCUCAAAGUUCUCAGCACCAGGUGCAUUCACUGUCUGAGCAUCCAUUAAUUGCUGGGUUAGAGGUUUUUGUGUGAAAAAAGAAGUUCUUCUCAUCUCAAUACAAAAUGGCAAUUAUUUCAACCUGAGACUACAUCCCUACUUCCGGUCUCCCCAUCUGGAGCUUUCUCAACAUCUACCGUGUCUGUCUCUCUUAAAAGUUUGUACUACACUAAGGUGGUCUUCCAUCUCAAUACCCAAGAGGGCAUGUCCAGCACUUGUUUCAUGCUUGUCAAGGGGUCAAUAUGCUUCCAUUGGGAUGGUGGUAGAGGCAGAUACAUUAGGGACAUUUAAGAAACACUAAUAUAGGCACAUGGAUGAUAGGAAAAUGAAAGGCUAUGUAGGAGGGAAGGGUUAAAUUGAUCUUAGAAAGUUAGCACAACAUAAUGCGCUGAGGAGCAGUUACUGUAUUGUUGGGUUCUAUGUUCUAUUUUAGUCUGGCAACUGAUUAAUUUAGCUGGGGAUGUCAAGAUUUAUAUUAAUUUACCAAAAAAGAGAACCCUUAACAGUAAUUCAAUGGGAGUGUGACACAAGGAAGAGCAUGUACAGGUUCUCUGUCGGAAGGAAGUGCUGCUGAUUGUGGGGGUUCAGUACAGAGCACCAGGACAGCACCUGAAUAGAGACAGAAUGGCGUCUUUCACAUCUGAGGUAAAUGUCAGUGUUUGGAGCUCUGGGCUAGUCAUGCAUGAAAUUACACCCUGCCAGACAUUAAAGAUAGACCAAAGCCUAAUAAACCUCAGGCUAAAUAUCUCAGAUAUCUGCUACAAACAGUCAGCCUUUUCAAUACAUCAAAGGCCAAAGUGAAUGUUGCUAGUUGCUAAAAACCUCUCCCUUUUGUUGUAUAUAUAUUGUGACAGGAUUAAGAAAAAUAUUGUUUUUACCCCUAAGCUACAUUAAUCAUAAAUGCACUGAAAUUGAGCAAGGUUGAAAUAAAUUAUUUUAUGAGAAAAAAUUUUGAAUGUAUUUGCAGCAUUUGGCUUUUUAAACCACCAUCUAAUCAGAGUUAAUGAGUGAUGGCAUGUUGACAUGUGCUAGAACUGACUGGCAAAGUGCCAGAAUCUUCCUAUGUCAUCUUACAACUCUGUGGGAUUAUUUUUUUGAGGAACACUGGUAAUACUAAGAAAAAUUACUGUGGGGGGAAAUGAAACAAUAUCCACCUCAUGUGAAACGUAUCCAGUAAAAGGUGUGAAAAACAUAUCAAAAAUGUAAACAAGAGCUUCCUUGAUAUUCCAAUGCACAGGUGUGUAUGUUGCUGUGUAAAUCCACGCAGACUUAGUCCAAAAUGAGAAAGUACAUUUAAUAUUCAGAGAUGUAACAUGAAACGGGUUAUUGAACAGGAUAGAGGCACAGAGCCACACAGAAAUAUGGAUUCAGUCCCUUGACAUCCCUAAAUAAUCAUCUUCUUGUAUUGGCUUGACAUUUACAGCCUGAAUGAAGUCCAGCAGUAAAAGGACCAAGUUUAGUUUUGGACUUUGGGAGCGUGCUUUAAAUGGCCGCGUUAUUGUGAAAGUGCAUUACGUGCCCAUUUGUGAAAGUGUCACCAGUAAGAUUCCUGAAUAUUUCUUCAAAGGAUCCUGUGAACAAUACAAGGUCUCUCAUGUUGCAAUACAGGACUUAGAGUGCUGCCAGUAGAAUCCAGUUUGAAGUUACACGUUAAUAAUACAUUUCAAACUCUGGAAGAGUUUUUAAUUACUUUUAGUAUGUGAGGGGCAACAUGAAUUUUCAAGCUUUUUGAGAAGGAACAAGUGUGCAUACUUGGCAUGUUCUUACAUGCACUGUUGUCCUUUCUUCUGCCAAAGUUGGCUUUUAAUUAGGGUAAUUGAGCAAUGAUAAUUAAGGUCGUAUCCCUUACUUUACAUGGGAUGUUUUCCUGAUUUUCUUUUUGUUAACAUUAGUGUGGGGGAAGAACUUGGACUUGUGGAAAUUUCAUUGUCUUUACCAGGAACAAGGUGAUGUAUUGAUUGGAAUGUAGUUAGGCCUAGUGAUUGCUCAUUUGAUUUUUCAUUUGAGAUCAUUGGCCCUGCUUUUCCUACAAUGCCUGUUGCCUCAAGUUAUCUCACUUUGGUUGAGAGCAUGUCAUUGCCCUGGCCCCAGACUUUUCCAUUUUAGCUGUUAUUAAGUGAACAUUACAGUAUUAAUGUGGUUCAGUGGAAUAAAUUCCAACAAGCUGAAAUUUUCUGCAGUCAAGAUGCAGUUUGAAGUUUGACUGACUGGCCUCUGAGAAAUCUGGGCAAUCAAUGGCAUUUUUUAAAAUUCAUAAACAUAGCUGGGGUUUUUGAGGCCAUAAAUGUCCAUCUCAGAGGCAAUCAAUAAUAGAUCAAACCACUGCCCACCCCAUAAUCAUAGACUGUACCUUGUGUUAUCCAUCUUCAGUUAUAAUUUCUCCCUUACCCUCGUACAUAGCCUUGUUACUGAUCCGACACCGAGGCGUAAGGCUCUUGUACUGAGAUUUGGAUCCUUGACACCAUCAGAAACUUUGGAAUAGAUGGAUAAAGUUAAAGGGGAGGAGACAGCUGACACAAUGGCAUGGAUAGUUGGGCCACAGUUUUGCAGCUGCAAUGACCUGGGGUCAGUCCUGUCCUGUGGGAAGCUUCCACGGGGUCUCCCUGUGACCACAUGGGCUUCCUCUAGAUACUUUGGCUUGCUCCCACGUCCAGUGGUAUUCUAUAUAGAGUGGUCAUUGGCCACUGUAAACUGCUCCUAGUGCAGAUGGAUGAUAGAAUCUUUGGAAUGGUGAGAAGGGAAUAUAGUGAAUGUAGAUUACAAGGGAAAUUAGUGGAGAGAAAAGGAUUGCUGUGUGAGCUGGAACAGACACGAUGGCUGAAUGGACUCGAAUGUCAGUAGUCUGUAUGAAUAUUAAGUAAAAUGGAAAUUCUCAGUAGGCCAGAGAGCCCACACAGGGAAGAUAGAUACAGAAUUCACAUGUCAGGUCAACAAGAAAGAAUUCCUAUAUCUACAGUAAAAUUCUAAUUAUCCAGCAAGCUUUGAUAGUGCAGGACUAGUAGAUUUCCGGACUACUGGAUAUUACACUGGCAGAGGCUGAUAUUAUCAGCAUGAUUACCUGAGACGGUGUAACCACAGGAAAGGACGAUAGGACGGUUAUCCCACCAUGAUAGGACGGUUCAGAAAUGGGGCACAUAUUCAAUCUUCUGGACAAAAGGCCCAGACGAAUGAGAGGAAAAUCUUGUCUUGACAUUGCUAAUAUCUGAAAUUCAUUGAAAACAAAUUAAUUAGAGUUCUUAAGGGGGAAUUGGAUAGGCAUUUGAAGGAAUACACUUUGGAAAGAAAAAUGGAGAAUGGGUUGAAAUUGCUUUACUGGAAGACGGUGUGGAUUCAGGGGCCAAAUAGACUACUUUUAUGCCACAAUAAUUCUAUGAGUCAUGAAACCUUAAAUUCUAGUGUAUAAUACACUCUUAAUCUGCAUUAUGUAGAUCAUAUUGGUAUUUAAGUUACAAUGCAUUGUAAAGGCCAGUUUUGCAAAAUUGGUAUCCAAUAGAGAUUCAUAUACUGGAUUUUAUUGUGGUCACUGGAUAAUGAAAAGCAUCCUUGCAUAAAUCAGUCACUUGUCCCAAUUUGUUUUUGUCACCCCGUCUUAAUUUUUCUAAGGACUGUUCCUUCAGUGUUGCUUUAGGCUUUGUUUUCUAAAACUAAAGAGGGGCUCCACUUGCUACAUUGGAACUUAUGAUCAUUAUAAUUUGACAAUGUGUUUUGUAUACCUUGUGAUUAGACUCCGAUUACCCUUAACCUCAGUUUGGGCCAGGGUCAUCUGGAAGUUUCUAAGUGCUGAGCCACUGUUGAGAGGAUUGUCGGAUAGACAGCCAGAUGGCCCCAUUUUCUGCGUUUCCUUUUUUUUGGGCUUUGAAUCCAAUUAUUGCAUCAGAUCACUUUUCAUUAAGUGCCCUUGGCCAUCUUGAGGAAAGCAAACAACAAUACCUGUCAAAAUUACCAUUAAUCCUAAACAAAGUGGGCAGUAAACAUAAGGUACAUUUUACACUACCAUUGCACAGUUCAACAACUUUAAGAUAGGGGAUGGUUGGGAAGCACUUAGAACCAAUCUUCGAAUUAAAGGGAGGAUUGCAUUCUCUUUUAUGUUGGAAAUCAUUGCCAGGAAUACCACUGAUCCCUUUUACAAUAAGCAAAAAAAAAGUGGAAAGAGUUUGUGGGGAGAGAAAUUCCUUUCCAAGAUCAUAAGAAAAUGGAAUUAAGCUUUUUUCUUGUUAGGCCUUUCCAGAUAUGUUAAUAUAAAUCUCCACAAAAGUGCCAAAUGCUAAUCUUGGCAGAAUAUUGUCUAUAAAUGUUAGACACUUGCUACAAACUAUAGAGGGAAUAUAAUGAGACAAGUCUUUCCUGGAAAGAAGUUGCAAAAUGUGGAAUUUAUUUUAUUGAGAAAUGUGUUUUUGGAUACAUAAAUAUUUCUAAAGCAUUUAGAAACUGAAAUUAUCUUCAUUUAUAUUUGGUCAUGCUUUGGAAGAUAAGACGAAGAUAUCUGGUGUAAAGUUAUAUUCUACCGGGGAACUUCUUAAGCUCCUUUUAUGUCUCCCAUUCUCCAUUAAGAAAGUGGAAUUAUAUAUGAAGAUAUUAUAAGCAAUAAUUUGUACAGUAAAUUAUUCCUUUUUUCUAUAUGUAUGGGAUGUCAAUAUUUACAACUUAA
This is a messenger RNA of Mobula hypostoma (lesser devil ray), 8924 nucleotides long. RefSeq names its product kringle containing transmembrane protein 1 (gene kremen1). The record is from RefSeq and is a predicted model, not a curated record. NCBI's taxonomy places the organism in Eukaryota, Metazoa, Chordata, Chondrichthyes, Myliobatiformes, Myliobatidae. Gene Ontology annotation, biological process: multicellular organism development. Gene Ontology annotation, cellular component: plasma membrane. The transcript is spliced from 9 exons. The coding region runs from base 137 to 1492 and encodes 451 amino acids.